This is a messenger RNA of Paralichthys olivaceus (Japanese flounder), 1843 nucleotides long. It is a transcript of the gene lysmd3, whose product is annotated as LysM, putative peptidoglycan-binding, domain containing 3. The record is from RefSeq and is a predicted model, not a curated record. NCBI's taxonomy places the organism in Eukaryota, Metazoa, Chordata, Actinopteri, Pleuronectiformes, Paralichthyidae. Gene Ontology annotation, biological process: Golgi organization. Gene Ontology annotation, cellular component: Golgi apparatus.
UUGGCAGCGGGGGGAGGGGGGGGGCACUGGUGGUAACGUCAUCACGUUGGUAUGGUGUUGACGUGGCGUGAGCUCCAGUAGCAGCAGCAGCAGCUAACAGCAGCAGCUAGCAGGCAGGUAACACACCAAGGUGAGGCUGAAGCUAAUCCCCUGGAAGAAGCAGGAUGGAUUUCACUCAGCACAACUGAUUGAUCGGCGCUCACUUCUUCCAGUGAACAAAGAUGUCCAGUAGAAGUCAGCACUAUGGGUUCCAGUCAGCCACCAUGGUGCAGCCUUCCAAUGGCGGUCAUGCCUAUCUCUUUGGAAACAAUGGCUCAGAGAAUGACCUGUCGGAGGAGGAUGGCGAGAUCUACGAGCUGCGGCCUCGUGGAAGAGAGAGGCUACGGAGGAGCACGUCCAGAGAGCGGUUGGACAUUAUCUACCUGAGCAAGGACAUCCAGGAGGGCGACACCCUGAACAGCAUUUCCCUGCAGUAUCAUUGCUCAGUGGCUGACAUCAAGCGUGCCAACAAUCUCCUGACAGAGCAGGACUUCUUUGCCCUGCGAUCAGUUAAGAUUCCUGUGAGGCGCUUCAGUGUCCUCACAGAGACUCACACCGCUGGUCCUCUGAAAUCUGCCUCGCCCUCAGGUCCCAGGCGCCUGCCUCAGAUCUCGCCCGUUACCUCCCUCCCUUCCGAGUCCUCCACAGACUCUUCUUCUACCGAAAGCGUGGAAGGGUUCCUCCUGGAGAAGGACAAGGACAUUGAGCGGCUGGUGAAAUCCACAGGCCCGUCUCGAAGCAACCUGAAUGAGGUGGUGUCCUCCUUAACGCUGCAACAGCAGCAGCCACUGCUAGCAGAAGUCGAGUAUAAACCAGCACAGAGAAAGGACCCCUAUUACGGCGCCGACUGGGGCAUGAGAUGGUGGAUGGCGGUGGCCAUCAUGCUGGUUGUUGGUAUUGUCACACCUGUGUUUUAUCUGCUGUACUAUGAGGUUCUUGUGAAAGCUGAUGUCAGCCAUCAUGGCGUCCCUACAAAAGCCAAUGGCAGCAUGUCAAAUGUAAAUGUCCAUGGCGAUAAGAUUGACCCUCCUGCUGGAGAAGACAACAAUGCAGGAGCCGGGCCUGGACAUCUUGAUGGAAGUAUGGUUAAAGGAGAUCCUUCAGAACUGGAUGUGGACAAAGCAGGAGACGGUGGACAUGGAGGCCAUGAGAAAACAUAGCAAGGGAUUGAAAUUUUAUAUGCAAGUUUGUUGCUAGCUGAGAGACCUAAUAAACUGGCGUUCACAUAUUGACUUACUACAUCAAUGCAAUCUGACUGAUUCAGACAGUCUUUUAUAUGGUUGAGAGACCAGAAAUAAGGGUAAAGGCCACAUAAUGCCCUGUGUCGGUCCACAGUCUUAUGCUUUUGAACAAGCAGCAUCUUCGGGCUGGAAACAGAUCCAGCUGUCUCUGCCAGAUGUGUCGCUCUUGACAGACACGUUACAAAGGGUUGAACGCUUUUGGAACCGAUGUCUCUCAGAGUUUGUGUCAUCAGCAAAGCCAGGAGAACCUGGGAUGUUUUUGUCAUCUGGGCUGCUGCAUUUUCAGGAAGCUCCACACAGACCACGUGAGAGAAAAACUCCCAACAGUUUCCACAGCGAUGGAUCAGUGACCAAAACGUACGACGAUCAGUUCUGUGGAUUUUAUUUAAACACCAAAUCCACAGAAUUACUCAGAUUGGUCAAGCUGUACUUGUUUCCAUGUAAAACAUCCAACACCAUUAGUUGGAAAAGUAUGAAUGCUGCCAUUAUGUUCGAUACAGAAUUAAUUUAUUUCACUACACUAUCAGUAUUGGGAGUUACCAAUUAAAUUAAAUUCCACAUGA